Molecule: messenger RNA, 2066 nt
Organism: Physella acuta
Lineage: Eukaryota; Metazoa; Mollusca; Gastropoda; Physidae
Source: RefSeq, a predicted model, not a curated record
UUUUAUAAUAGUUUUGGGGCAAAUUUUUUGUUUUGUUUUUCUGAACUGAUCCUUCUUCAUUAUGACCACAGCACCAUAGUUGAGAUAGAUUUGACUACACUCAGCAUUAAACAGGAAAUGGAUAAAAAGCUGUUGUUAAGCUGCUCAAAACCACUGAAAAUUUCAUCAAAAUGUUUCUACUGGAACAGACCCACAAAUGAAAAUAUUUUUUUAUAUUGUUUUCAUGGCAAUAAAAUGAACUAUGUUUCAUACUACCACUCAGGGAAAGUAUUUUUGUCUACACAUUUGAAUGACAAUACAGAUAAAAAAGAAAUAAUUAAUCAAGAGGAAUCUUCUCUCACAAUUAAUUCAGAAAUAUUAAUACCAACUCAGGGUAAUAAAAAAGCAAAACCAAAAGAUAAAUAUCCAUUUGGUUUGAUGAAGAAUGUAUUGUUACGCUAUGCUAAUAUGAACUUGGAAAGAAAAAUUGCUUCAGCGCAUUUAAAAUAUUAUAAAAGAAAUUCACCAUUCUGUAUGAAAAAUCAGUGCGACAGUUUGUUAAGUGAUGAAAGUGCACCUGAGCCCAUGUCUGUUAAAGAACUGUUUAAUCAUAACCUGCUUUUAAAAUACCAGAUGCCAUCAAACAAUCAAGUAAAACGACUUUUGCUUGAAUAUCCAGAGCCAGUGAAGUUGUUCUUUGAUGUAAUGAAACCUUUAAUUGAAGCAGACCCAAGUCUAACCUCACAGCUUAUUGUAUCCAGACAUUUAAAGAAUAUUUAUUGGAAAGCCCAGUUAAAUUUAAGAUGGCAGAACAGUAUCUGUGUGACAGGUGUUAAUUCAGACAGAGACCUAGCUAUUGAACAUGCAUUUUUAUUAGCUUGCGUCCAACUGCAGUUUUUUGGGUUAUUAUCAAAAAGGAAUAACGGCCUUUGGGGCCCUACAGAAUGUGACAAAAUUGCUUCUGUGUUAGAGCUUUUGGCAAAGUAUGGAGAAUCAACUCUAAGUGGUCCACAUGGCAGAGGAUUUAAGGUUAUCAUGGAAAAAUGUCAAAUAAAAAAAAGUCCUCCAAAAAAUGAUAACCUUGAUACAACAGAGGCAAUGGAAUCUCAAAUACAGAGCUUAAGACACAAUCAAAAUUUUCAGUCAGAUAACGUUAACAAACAUACUUAUCCUAUUAACAUUGAGUUUUGCCAUUAUUUUUAUCAAUUAUAUAAUACACAUAAAACUUCCAAACAUGUGUGGACGGAUUUAUUAAAUUGUGUAAGUUUUGCACAUUCAAAUUCAAACAAAGUGGAAAUAGGCAAUAAUUUCUUGAGCACUUCACUAGUAGGUCCAAAAUGGAGUUGUACAGUUCAUGUUGGGUGGCCAGUACCUUUCACUGUACAAGAGAAAGGUGUCUCAUUACCUUCAGCACAAAAACUUGGGUACCUGGCAGUGGCCACCAAACUCAAGAUGCUAAAGCUACUCAACCAUGAAAACGAGAUAAACUUUGCCAGCUUGACUCAUCAUUUUAACAUUGACACAAUACAGACAUGGAUAAAAAACAAGAAUUCAAUGAACUUAAAAAUUGUGGAGUGUUUCACCCCAGAAGCAACAAUAUUUACAGAUGCCUCUGUUACUGGUUUUGGUGCAUACUUGAUAAUGGAGGAGAGAGACAAGAUUUCUUGGAUGAGUGAAGACUGGGCGACUUUUGGUCAUCUAAAAGAUAUUGUGCAUCCAAAUAACAGUAUUGAUACAACAAUGGCGGAAUUAAUUGCCCUUGUUACAGCCAUUUCUUCUUGGAAGUGCAGGCUAAGAGGAAAAAGGGUUUUAUGUUUUUCAGAUAAUUCGGCUGUGGUUACUCUGAUUAACUCAGUGAGCUCAUCAAGAAUUGACCUGCAAGCAAGUGUCUGCACCAUUGACCGUAUCAUUCAUUCUUUGAAGUCCAACUGUGGAAAGUAUGACAUCUCUCUCCAAACAUCAUGGAUUGACAGGGAAGAUAAUUUACUAGCUGACUUGUUAUCACGCAGUCUUGUAAGCACUUUCAAAAUGCAUGUUCCAAAAGCAGAAGUAGCAAAAUCAAAAAUAAAACAAGUUAUCUAAAAAUG